UUCCCCUGCCCCUCCCUUUCUUUUCUUUUGGCCUUCCUGCCUCCCUCUCUCCACCCCCGGCGGCUCUACCUGACCGGCCGCAAGCCACCCAUCCAUCCGCCCGGACGGACCCAGGCCCCGACCUCUCCUGCCAGCGCCUCCUCUACCCUCCCUCCCUCCCCAGCUUAGCUCCCCGGCCCGUGGGACUCUCUAGGAGCUCCAGCCUCGCUGGCUCGGCGGGAUAACCUCCCCCCCACCCUCACUCCACCCGGCCCGUCGCUCCGCCCCGAGUUGGCCGGUCUGCUUUCUCGCCGGGCGCUUGAUCCCCGCUGCAGCUGCCCGCACUUGUUGCUGCCCAGAACUUCCUCCUCCUCCGGUGGCUUCUACCUACGCUCUACCGCUCACGUCAGAGGAAGCGGUGGGGGGACAGCAAGGUUCCCUCGGCCGGCGGCGCCACCUCUCCUCCUCCCCGCCCAAGAGGGAGGGAAGGAGGGAGCAGGAAGAAGAAGAAGAAGAAGAAGAAGAAGAAGAGGAAAGCGGCGGGCACGAAGACACGCCAGCGACGGAAAGGCGAGGGGGGGGACGACCGGGGUCCCUGCUCUCCCCCCUCCUCCUCCUUCCUCCCUCCCCCUCCCUCCCUUCCUCCCUCUCACCCCCCGGAGGUCCCCGUAGCCUUGGGCUGGCUUUCCACACAGAUGAAAAUUGAUGCAAGGACAUGACUUCCAUCUCAUUCUAAGCAGCAACAAGGACCUCAGAUGAACCAUGCAUGAGAUCUUCAGGAAUGACCCCAAGUUCAUUUUCAAUUCAACAGGGACCAUCAUCUGCCUUGAGUGGACCAAUCAAGUAUCCAUCACUAAUACUAUACUGUGCUGAAGAUGUCUAACAGCAACACCACACAGGAGACACUGGAGAUAAUGAAAGAAUCGGAAAAGAGAUUGGUUGAGGAAUCUUUGAACAAAACCAAAUUUGUAUCCAGGUCACCAAGCAAAGAGGAGCCUGAGAAGGACGGGGAGGAGAGUGGUGUACGGCAAGAAUCUCAGAGGAGAACAUCCAAUCACGGACAUGCUAGAAAAAGAGCUAAGUCAAAUUCGAAACUGAAAUUAGUAAGGAGCCUGGCUGUAUGUGAAGAAUCUUCUAGUCCCUUUGUGGAUGGGCCUUUGGAAACUCAAGAUAUCAUACAUUUGCACAUCAGUUGCCCAUCUGACAAGGAAGAUGACAAAUCUGCAAAAGAUGGUCCCGAAAAAGAAGAAAAAGAGAAAAACAAAGAGAAGGCCCCCAAGAAAAUGUUGUCUAGAGAUUCCAGCCAAGAAUAUACAGACUCCACUGGAAUAGAUUUGCAUGAAUUUUUAGUAAAUACACUGAAGAAAAAUCCAAGGGAUAGGAUGAUGCUGCUAAAAUUAGAACAGGAGAUCCUGGAAUUUAUUAAUGAUAACAACAAUCAGUUCAAGAAGUUUCCUCAGAUGACCUCAUACCACAGAAUGCUUCUACAUCGGGUGGCUGCCUAUUUUGGCAUGGACCACAACGUAGACCAAACGGGGAAAGCUGUCAUUAUCAACAAGACCGGCAACACAAGAAUCCCUGAGCAGAGGUUCUCUGAACACAUAAAAGAUGAGAAGAACAGUGAUUUUCCACAGAGGUUUAUCCUCAAGCGAGAUGAUACCAGCAUUGAUCGAGAUGAUAAUCAGAUUAGGAUCCCACUGCAAGAUGGACGAAGGAGUAAAUCCAUAGAAGAACGAGAAGAGGAAUAUCAGAGGGUUAGGGAACGCAUAUUUGCACGGGAGUCGGGCCAAAAUGGAUUCCUGAAUGAAAGCAGACUCGCCAAAGAAGGCUUUUCUUCUAGCUCUCACAAAAGGCGACAGAUCUUUAGGGGUAACCGAGAUGGGCUCAGCCGGGCUUCAGGCAGCCACCAGAGCAGCACGGAAAGUGAUAUGAAAUCCCUGGAGCCCCGGCCGUGGAGUAGCACCGACUCCGAUGGCUCGACGCGUAAUCUGCGCCCUCCAGUCACCAAAGCCAGCAGCUUCAGUGGCAUUUCCAUCUUGACUCGAGGAGACAGCAUUGGUGGCAUUGGCAAAGGGAAUGGUGCCAACAGGACUGCCAGGCCAGGUCUCUCUUUGAGUACUCCUGAAGCCUGCAGUCAAGUCUCCUCUGCGCAGCCUGGCCGAAGCCUCUUGCCGUGUGCCGCUCAGCAACUGCAGCAGCAGCCGCUUCCACCCACACCGCAGCAACAGCCAGCAAUGACUAAUCACAUCAUAUCACAGCCGGUCCCAGCAUUGCAGUCCUCUCCGCAGCCAGUUCAGUACUCUCCAAGCUCCUGUCCCCAAGUCCUCCUGCCAGUCUCUCCACCCCAGCAGUACAAUAUGGCUGAUGAGCUCAGCAACCCUUUUGGACAGAUCAGCCUCAGCCGCCAAGGAUCCACUGAAGCCCCUGAUCCGUCCUCUGCCAUGUUCCAGCAGCCAAUCAUGUCCCAGCAUCCUCAGCAGACAGGAUUCAUCAUGGCUUCCCCAGGACAGCCAAUCACUGCCUCCAACUACUCUGCCUCAGGGCACACGGCGCCAGCCCAGCAGGUCCUCCAACCCCAGAGCUAUAUGCAGCCUCCCCAGCAGAUUCAGGUUUCUUACUACCCUCCUGGGCAAUAUCCAAACUCCAGCCAGCAGUACCGGCCCCUUUCGCACCCGGUGGCUUACAGCCCCCAGCGCAGCCAACAGCUGCCUCAACAGUCCCAGCAGCCUGGAUUACAGCCAAUCCUGUCCAAUCAGCAGCAGACAUACCAAGGCAUGAUGGGAGUGCAGCAACCCCAGGGCCAGAAUCUCCUCAGCAACCAGCGCAGUGGCAUGGGUAGCCAGAUGCAGAGCAUGAUGGGGGUGCAGCAGUCCCAAAACCAGAGCCUCCUGAACAGCCAACGGGGAAACAUGGGCAGUCAGAUGCAAGGCCUGAUGGUCCAGUACACUCCAUUGCCUUCGUAUCAACAGGUACCAGUGGCGAAUGACUCUCAAGGUGUAGUCCAACAACCCUUUCAGCAGCCCGUGUUGGUACCAGCAAACCAGUCUGUGCAAGGAGGUCUCCAGGCCGGAGGGAUGCCCGUCUAUUACAGUGUUAUCCCCCCAGCCCAGCAGAAUGGCACCAGCCCUUCUGUUGGCUUCUUGCAGCCUCCAGGUACAGAGCAGUACCAGAUGCCCCAGUCCCCUUCUCCUUGCAGCCCACCUCAGAUGCAGCAACAGUAUUCAGGGGUGUCUCCGGCAGGGCCUGGCGUUGUGGUCAUGCAACUGAAUGUGCCCAAUGGCCCCCAGCCUCCUCAGAAUUCAUCCAUGGUGCAAUGGAACCACUGCAAGUACUACAGUUUAGACCAGCGAACUCAGAAGCCUGGUGACAUCUAUAACCCAGACACUAGCGCUCAGGCCAGCAGCACCCAGCUGAAUAGCCCUAUCACAUCCCCCACACAGUCCCCUACACCAUCACCCGUUACCAGCCUGAACAGUGUCUGCACAGGUCUCAGUCCCCUUCCGGUGCUCACACAGUUCCCUCGGCCUGUGGGCCCAGCACAAGGUGAUGGGCGCUAUUCCUUGCUGGGUCAGCCGCUGCAGUACAAUCUCUCCAUUUGUCCCCCACCUCUCUUGCACAACCAGUCCAGCUAUACAGCACAUCAGGCACAAACAGGGAUGAAGCAUGGCAACCGAAGUAAGAAGCAAGCUCUCAAGUCAGCAUCCACAGAUCUUGGGACAAGUGAUGUAGUGUUGGGCCGUAUCUUGGAAGUUACCGACCUGCCCGAAGGGAUCACACGUACCGAAGCCGACAAGCUCUUCACCCAGUUAGCCAUGUCUGGUGCCAAAAUCCAGUGGCUGAAAGAAACUCAGGGGCGUCCUGGGGGCGGGGGCGACAAUAACCACGGGACUGCAGAGAACGGCAGGCAUUCUGACCUUGCUGCCUUAUACACCAUCGUGGCCGUCUUCCCCAGCCCUUUGGCAGCCCAAAACGCAUCCCUGCAUCUCAACAACUCUCUUAACUGCUUCAAGUUGCGUAUGGCCAAAAAGAACUACGACCUGCGUGUGCUGGAGCGUGCCAGCUCCCAAUAGGGGCAGACAGAGGGGCGGGGAGGGGGGGGGGCAACAAGCACAUUGGACUGGCCUCUCCAGCCUCACCUCCCCCACCCAACGGCCCCUUGACCAGCCUCCUUUAGUUCCACAUGCGCCUCCCCUUCUUUCUUUUUUUCCCCUUUUUUAAUUUCGGUGGUAGAGGGGGUAAUUUCCUGGAGAUAUUUAUAUGGACAAAAUGAAGAGAAAGAGACAUUGAUUUUUUUGUUUUUGUUUUGUUGGGGGGGUGUUCUGUUUUUUUUAAUUAUUAUUUUUGUGUGGAGGAACAUGUCCUGCCCUUUGCCCCCUCUCCGGAACACGUGUAUAUUGUUUUGUUCAGCGUUGUGCCGCGGUACGGAGCCGUAUUUAAUUGCACAUAACAGAUGUUGGCUGGGUAUAUUCACUGUACAUUUUAUUUAAUCUGGGUUUAUUAUUAUUAAUAUUAUUAUUUGGUUUUUAAAUAUAAAAGAAUCGUCUGUCACUUUAAAGCUGUUUCCUGCCUACCUCUCUUACGCAAACUGAAUAUUGGGAAACCCAUCACAAGCAAUAGCAUUGAUCAAUUUUUCAUCCCAGGCAUAUAACAUUGGGAGGCAGAGCUGGAAUAUUAUAUUUGGCCUUUUGAGGGUGGAGGUGAGGGAGGGCAGAAGGUAAGGGUAGUUAUAACCUUAAGCCAAAGCCAGUCUGAACCUUGAGUUAUACAGUCAGUUUUGUCCAGUGGUUAAGCCACCAGGCUAGAAACCAGCAGACCAUGAGCUCAAGUCCCGCCUUAGCCAUGAAAGCCAGCUGGGUGACUUUGAGCCAGUCAUUCUUUCUCAGCCCAGCCUGCCUCACAAGGUGGUGGUUGUGGGGAAAAUAGGAAGAGAAGGAAGAUGUGUUUGGAUAUGUUUGCCGCCUUGAGUUAUUUGUAAAAAUAAUAAGGUGGGAUACAAAUUAAAUUAAUAAUAAAAUAAAUGUAAUAAGUUGGCACUGAAUUCUUGAAUACCUGAGCAGCAAGUAGUUUGAAUCUGUUCUUUUAUCCCAACACAAAUUUCAGGUAAGAUGCCCUUUCCUCCUCCUUAAUGCACUUUAAUUCAGAAGAAUUACAAACAGAAUUGCAUAUAAAAGGGACAUAACAGUUAAGAUCAUAGAGUUUUUACAUGUAUAUAUAUAAUCCUAGUUUGUAUUACGUGAAAAAAUAAGGUACUUCUAAAACUAGUCAUUUUUUUCCUCCUCUUAGCCAUAGCAGCAGAGAUCUGUGUAAGCGCAUUUUGUGUGUGUAUGUGUAGCACUAAGUCAACACUCCCUUUGGGUCCUAUUUUAAUUUAUGUUAGAUUUAAAUGCCCAUUUUAUUUGGCCCCAAGAGCCUUAGAUGAAAAUUUUAGCCUAAUACAUUGUUAGUUGCGAAGUCGUGUCCGACCCAUCGUGACCCUAUGAACAAUGUUUUUCCAGGCCUUCCUGUCCUCUACCAUCCUCUGGAGUCCAUUUAAGCUCACACCAACUGCUUCAGUGACUCCAUCCAGCCACCUCAUUCUCUGUCGUCCCAUUCUUCUUUUGUCCUCAUUCUUUCCUAGCAUUAGGCUCUUUUCCAGUGAGUCCUUCCUUCCGAGAUUAAGUGGCCUAAUACAUUACAGUGUAAUAAAUUACGAUUUUAGAUUUGCAUCAAUCAUUUACUUUCAGUUGAAAUUUACUCUAAUCAAAAAAACUUCCCCAUGAUCUUCAAAUGUGAAUACCCAAAUGUGUUGUAGAUGUUUUGCUUCUGGUAUUUAGUUAUAGAGUUAUUGCUUGAUUUAAUAACUUGGUAAUUUGGUGACUGAUAAAAGAUGAUCGAUUUUUACUCCAUUAUUUUAACACUGUUCUAUUUGUGCCAUAGAAGGAAAGCUAUAAAAUCAGAGUUAUGAUACAUGAUACCAUUGGAAAGGCCUGGCCUAUGUCCUCCCCAAUUGUAUAAUAUUUAGGUUAUUUUGCUGCUGUUUGCAUUUUAGUGGCAAAAUGGCCUGAAUGUUAUGCAAUUGGGGAGAACUUGACAUAGGCCAAGCCUUUCCAAUGACAUCAUGUAUCCUAGCUCUGAUUUUAUGUUGUCUUAAUUUCAGAUUGCCUACUGAAAAAGGAAGCAUCUGCAUGCAUGGGGUCAAGUGAUAAAAUCUUGCAGAAGCCUUUUCCAACUCAGUUAUGCUGGAACUGCAAAUCCCAGAAUUCUCAAGUCAUGCUAGCCAGAGGAAGAAUUGUGGGAUUUGUGGUUACAGUACCUUGGAGGAGAAGAUGUCAAAGUGACAAUGGCUGUUGGAUACGAAAAGGCAAGAAGAAAAGGUGUUGUUUUUUUUAAUAGCAGCUUUCCACAAAGUUAAUCUGUUAUCCUUAAUUAGUUAAUAACACCUCUGAAUUAGAUAAUUUCUUUUUUUAAAAUGUAAAACCUGUUGGCAAGUACGAAGC
Molecule: messenger RNA, 6455 nt
Organism: Ahaetulla prasina
Lineage: Eukaryota; Metazoa; Chordata; Lepidosauria; Squamata; Colubridae
Gene: R3HDM2
Product: R3H domain containing 2
Exons: 26
Coding region: 855-4049 (1064 amino acids)
Molecular function (GO): nucleic acid binding
Source: RefSeq, a predicted model, not a curated record